CUAUUACAAAGUCAUAAAAUCAUUUAACUUUAAAUUUAUUUUAAUAUUUUUUUGAAGGGAAAGCCUAAUUCCUCUUGAAUCCUUCAUGGCUUCAUUCAUUUAUGUUUUCUUUUGAUUAAAAACAGUGAUGAGAGUGAGUUACUAGUAGCAAUGGCUAGCAGCUUGAAUUUGGGUUAUUUCUGAGCAAAAACAAAAAGGGUGUUUUCAGCCCUUCACCAUGCCUCUAUCCGAGCUAUAUCGGAUGGCUAGGGGGAAGCUCGAUUCAUCUCAAGACAAGAACCCUUCAAGUUCAACUGAUCCAUCUAUUGUACCUGAGGAUGAUUUUGUUGAACUGGUUUGGGAGAAUGGUCAAAUUUCGAUGCAAGGUCAGUCUAGUAUAGCUAGAAAGGUUCCUGUUUGUAACAGCUUACAAUCCCACAGUUUUAAGAUUGGAGAUAAAUAUAUAGGCAAUGGAGGAAAUAGUUCAAAAAUGGGAAAGUUUGGGGUGGUGAAUGCGGUAUCGAGUGAAGUUCCAAUGUCGGCUCCGUCUCAUGAUGAUGAUGUGGUGCCUUGGUUAAAGUACUCAGAGAAUGAAUGUUGUGAUAUGUUGCCUGGAUUAUCUGGGCUCUGUACAAAUAACAUCCCAACUGAUAGUAGCUUAGCUUCAUUUAAUCAAAGACGCCAAUCCAUCAGUGAUUCCUUUUCUGGUUCUCUAAAUGCUGCUGCGGAUUUCAAACAAGGAAAGUUGGCAAAGGUUCCUAAACCGGCAGAUGACGAAGCUAGGCUGAGAAGUGGUACCAGUGAGUCGCCACAACUAUGUCAAGUGUCUUCAUCGUAUCUUGGAUCAAGAAAUUUGGAGAGUAUUGGUAAUAAGCCGAGCCAUGCCUUUUUCAGAGAUACGAUGGGAGUUCAACCGUCAGAUGAGACUUUGCGUUGUGUUAAGAUGCAGAAACAAGAUAAAGUUGCACCUUGUAAUAAUACUGUCUUGAUGAAUUUUUCCCAUUUUUCACGUCCUGCUGCUCUUGUUAAAGCUAGUCUUCAGAAUAUAGGUGCUAUGGCUAGGAUUGAGAGUAAGGAAACAGGGUUUGCAGCCAGUACUAGGGGGCCUGUUGGUUCCAAGGCCAUUGAUUCAAAUAUCAAGUUACAGAAGGAAACCUUUUCACAUUGCCAUUCUUCAAUAGUGCCGAUGAAGACUGAUAUAAAACAAUCUGAAGCUAAGUCUCUAGAUGAGCCAGUUGCUGCUGAACCAAAUAAUGCCAACUGUGAAGAAUAUGUCCCAAAAAGUGAUAAAAUAUCUAGUCAAGUUAUUGGUGAAAAUGCUUCCAAUUGCCUGCCAGAGAGUGGUAAGGCUGUAGAGUCUGUGCUUGCUGCUUCUGUUUGCUGUGAAAAUAAUGUAGAAAGAGCUUCUGACGAUCCAGUAGUAAAUAAUUUGAAGAGAAAAAACCAUGAUAAUGAGGAGUUUGAAUGUCCUAGUGAAGAUGCUGAAGAAGAAUCUGUAGGUGUGAAAAAAGCAGUUCCUGCUCGAGGAGGUAAGGGGUUCAAGAGAAGCGGAGCAGCUGAAGUGCAUAAUUUAUCUGAAAGGAGGCGAAGGGAUAGGAUAAAUGAGAAGAUGCGUGCUUUACAGGAGCUCAUACCUAACUGCAAUAAGGUGGACAAAGCUUCAAUGCUUGAUGAAGCAAUUGAAUAUCUUAAGACGCUCCAACUACAAGUGCAGAUUAUGUCUAUGCGAGCUGGCUUAUAUGUGCCACCGAUGAUGUUGCCAACUGGAAUGCAACACAUGCAUGCCACUCAAAUGGCGUAUUUUUCAUCCAUGGGUUUUGGAAUGGGUCUAGGUAUGGGUUUUGGGAUGCCAUUUCCUGAAACGAAUACUGUAGCUUCUGCUUGCCCUAUGGUUCAGGUGCCUCCAGUCUGUGGAGCACCUUUUUCUGGCCCAGGCCCUCAUUUGUCAGGUUCGACUGCAUUCCAUGAGAUGCCAGGAGCUAACCUCCGGCUAUAUGGUCUUCAUGGUCAAGGACUUCCAAUGUCGGUGCCAGGUGCACCUUUGUUUCCUAUUCCUGGUGGGCACCUCAUGAAAUCAGCCAUUGGAUUGAGUGCCUGUGGACUGGGAGGUCCUAUGGACAAUAUGGAUUCAGCUACAGCUUCUAGUUCAAAGGACCUAAUUCAGAAUAUCAACUCACAAGUGGCACAGAAUACUAACAUCAAUAGCUCAAUGAAUCAGACAUCUACUCAGUACCGAACAGCAAAUGAAAGUUUUCAACAGCCAGCUGAAGUGCAAGAGAAUGGUCGAGCCUCGGAAAUCACUGGUAGUGUACCUUUUAGAUCAACUGAUGGAGAUAAGAAGUUACCUGAUAGGUUAUAAUUGUUAGCUUUUUGAGCGGAGGAUUUGAAUCUAUUUUGCUUCAUGGGGAGGCUGAAGCUUUUUCUCUGCGAGGAUUGGACCUCUAUGGUGAUGAUGAUGGUCAACCGAAUACUAAUUUCAGCACAAUGCAAGUUAGAAUAUGCUCAGUUUUUGGUUGUUGCUUAGAAUCCUCUGUUUGAACAGAAGAGGGACCUUCAUGUACUUCGGUUACUCCUCCAUCCACGGUGCUUCCUUCCUCCACGAGAAGCGGUCUGGUACUCGAAUCCUUAGCUUUGGCUUCAGUAUGCUCAGGUUCUUCCUCCGCAACAAGCAUUCUGGUACUCAAAUCCUCACCUUUGGCUUCAGUAGGAUCAGGUACUUCCUCCAUGGGAAGCUGUUCGGUAGUCAAAUCCAUAGCUUUGGGUUCACUAUGAUCAGGUUCUUCUGUCUUGUAUUUGUACCAUGAGGCCCAGUACAAAUAGUUUAAAAAGUUUAGGCAGCUAAGGAUAGCUAAAAACCAGUAAAAGAGAUUUAAGUGACUCGAGUUUAAGUCUAAUCCAUGAAUCCAACCUUGUUUGCUUGAACUGGUUCUUUUCGUGAUGGCGUUUAUGACAUUGACGAACACUGUACUUAAGAAGUAGCCAAAAGAUAGUGUUAACCACGUAAAUGAUGUGGAGAGUGACCUCAUGCCUAUUGGUGCUUCCCUGUAGAAAAAUUCCAGCAGUCCCACAAGAGUGAACAUGUCUGCAAUUCCAAAUAUUCCAUAUUGAAAGGAGAGCCAGAAGAGGCUUAUGGGCUUCAUUAGGUCCCUAUGAGCUUGAUCCCUUCUUUUAACCUCAACAAUACCGGCAAUAGCCAUUGAAAUUGCUGACAGAACAAGCCCCACACCGACACGUUGGAGUUGCGUGAUGCCCGAUGGAUGUUUUGUGAUUUUUCGAGCAAAAGGGACAAAGAAAAACUCAUAGAUGGGGACCAGAAUGGACAUGAAAACCAGUGGGAUUAUCGGGAUCGAAGCAGCAGGAACGUUGAAAUUUCCAAUCUUGCGAUUCAUGAAAUUACCUUGCAUAACUGAGAAUGUCUGCAGCUGCGCCAGACAUGUGUUCAUUAUGACUGUACUGAAUAAAAUGGGCAACAUCCUGAUAUAUCCAUUAAGAAAUGAAAUGCAGGGAUAAAUAGUACUGAACCUGAGCUAUCCUUACGAUGGGGCUAUCGGCCAUCUCGGGUUCUCGUAUGCGGUAGAAAGGCUUGCCGAGUGCAAGAACAGUGAAACCUAUGAAGGUAGCCACAGUUGAUAUGAAGAAACCCCAAUACCAUUUGUGCUUUUCAGUGGUCAGAUACACGAUCCCUGUCACUCCGACACAGGCUCCGAGUGUAGUACUGAGCAAUAGCCAGUUGAAAUACCUUGCUAGAGCUUUGGCUUCCUUGGGGUCUUUAUGAUCAAAUUGGUCACCACCGAGUGCUGGAAGAGCUCCCUUGACCCCACCGGCCCCCAAUGCCAACAACCCCAGUGAAAAGUAGAACAUCACUGCCUUGCUACCGUCUAUGCAGCUGGCCUUGCCACAGUAUGCGGGCUGCAAAUCCUUUGAAUAAGCCUGGAUUGUUACCAAUGCCAAUCCCUGCAAAUUAAAACCUUGUUUUAGUUAAGCCUCUAAGGAGGGGAGGGUCUGGGUCAAAUUAUGGUUUUCGUCCCUGCAUUGCAUUACUCAUCUCGGAGAUUUAGUUCCUCGGUUGAUGUGUAAUUUAAUAAUAAUAAAAAACAAAAUUUUCUGUGUCAUUUUAAAUGUAAAAAUAUUGUUAUUAAAAUAAUUAUUUUCUAUUUUCCGGGA
Gossypium arboreum is the source of this 4143-nucleotide messenger RNA. RefSeq names its product transcription factor PIF3-like. Lineage: Eukaryota; Viridiplantae; Streptophyta; Magnoliopsida; Malvales; Malvaceae. The transcript has 10 exons. Gene Ontology annotation, biological process: regulation of DNA-templated transcription. The coding region runs from base 218 to 2338 and encodes 706 amino acids. Gene Ontology annotation, molecular function: DNA-binding transcription factor activity; protein dimerization activity. The record is from RefSeq and is a predicted model, not a curated record.